AUGUCCAAGAUUCUUGCUAUUUUCGGUGCCACCGGCCAACAAGGCAGCUCUGUCCUGAACCAUGUGCUGAACGACCCAGAGCUCUCCCAACAGUUCAAAAUUCGGGCCAUCACCCGCGAUGCCAGCUCUGAAAAAGCACAGCAAUUAAAAGAAAAAGGGGACGUCGAGGUUGUUGAUGGUGACGUGACCGACUCCGCCUCGCUAGCAAAAGCUUUAACCGGCGUGCACACCGUCUUCGCCAUGACCACACCAGACAUUAGCGCCGACGCCUUCAAUGUUGAGGUCGGUCACGCUAAGCGGAUUGCUGAUGUUGCCCUUGAGCAAGGUGUUGAUUAUUUUAUCUGGAGCACUCUGCCUUCAAUUCGCGGUCUCUCCAACGGCAAAUACAGUUCAGUUGUCCCAUUCGAUGCCAAGGCCGCCGCUGAGGAUUACAUUCGCACCCUUCCAAUCAAGAGUGCAUUUGUCUCGCUCGGCUCGUUCAUGGAAAACUUCCAGUCGCAGACCUUUUUGGCCCCCACGCAAGCUCCCGAUGGUACUUAUGUACUAGCCCGUCACACCUCCCCCAAGGCCCAGUUCCCCUUGAUCGACGCUGUCGGUGAUACUGGCAAGUUUGUGGGCGCUAUCCUUGCCGAGCCUGAGAAAUUCCAGGGAAAGCGACUCCACUGCGCCACGAAAUUGUACACUGUUGAGGAGAUCGCCGCCCUCCUAUCCAAGAGUUCCGGCAAGACCAUCGUCUUCGAGCAUAUCACCACCGAAGAGUUUAAGGCACGCUUGCCUUUCUUCCAGGAUGUGUUUGCGGAGGGAUUCAGCUUUAUGGAUGAUUAUGGAUAUUUCGGCCCUGGCUCGGAGGAGUUGGUUGCAGAAGCUGCUGCCGCCGCCCGGGGUAAGCUGUCCACUUUCGAGGAGUUUUUGGAGAGACACCCAUUCCAGCUUGCAUAG
Penicillium vulpinum is the source of this 939-nucleotide messenger RNA. RefSeq names its product NmrA/HSCARG family protein. Lineage: Eukaryota; Fungi; Ascomycota; Eurotiomycetes; Eurotiales; Aspergillaceae. The transcript has a single exon. The coding region runs from base 1 to 939 and encodes 312 amino acids. The record is from RefSeq and is a predicted model, not a curated record.